UUGUUUACAAACGGGAGAAAGAAAUGCCGCCUAGCUAUAUAUUCAAUAAUCAUUUUGAGAUAGUGAACUUUAAAAAAAAAAAUUAUGUAACCUUCAGUCAUAUCUCCAUCCUUAAGCUCUGAUUUUGUCCUCACUUCCAUUUAUUUAGUUGCCCUUAAGUAGUUUUAUAAGAAAAGAUGGUCGAUAUUGUUGUUUUAGGUGGAUGUAUUGUUGAUUUAAUAAGCUAUGCAAGUAGAUUUCCAAGACCUGGGGAGACAAUGGCUGGGAAAGGAUUUUUGAAAGGAUGUGGCGGAAAAGGAGCUAAUCAGGCUGUCAUGGCAAACAAAUUAGGAGCUAAAACUGGUUUGAUUGCAAAACUCGGAGAUGAUAGUUUUGGAAAAGAAUAUUUUGAAUGUCUAAAAGAAACUGGAAUUCAUCCUGAAUUUGUUACUUUUUCAAAGAAUUCUCAAACUAGUACAGCAGCAAUAACAGUAACUGAUGAAGGCCUGAAUAAUAUUGUCUAUGUUCCUGGAGCUAUUUGGGAUCUAACCCCAAAUGAUGUUCUUAAUGCUGAAGAAAUAAUUAAGAACUCAAAAGUUCUUCUCUGCACUUAUGAAUGCCCACUGGAUUCAUUAUUUACUGCUCUAAAUAUUGCAAGAAAAUACAAUGUGAAAACUGUUGUUAAUGCUGCCCCAGCAAAUGAUCAGACUUAUGAAAAGUUAUAUCCUUUGAGUGAUAUUAUUUGUGUAAAUGAGGUGGAGGCUGAGGAAGCAACUGGCUUGCCAUUAAAAAAAAUUGAAGAUGCUGGUGAUGUAAUGACAGCUUUACUAAAAAAGAACUGUUCCACUGUAAUACUAACCCUUGGAUCACAAGGAGCUCUAUACCAAAGUCAAAAUGAAAAAACUUAUACUCACGUGUCUGCAAGAAAAGUUCAAGCUAUUGAUAGCACUGGUGCUGGUGAUGCAUUUAUGGGAACUCUUGUCUACUUCCUUGCCUACCAUAAUGAUAAAAGUUUACAUGAAAUUAUUAAGAAAGCCUGUGAGAUAGCAACUCUCAGUGUGUUGAAAAAUGGAACUCAAUCAAGUUUCCCAGAAAAAGAAGACUUGCCUUCAGAAUUUUUUGACUGAUAUUAUAAAACAUGUUAGAAUUUUACUGAACUAAAUUAAAAAAUGGUAUUACAAUAUAUAUUAUUUCUAAAAUCUUUGAUUGCAUAUUUAGGCAGAAUGAACGUUUAAACUAUUUUUUAAUUUCUUUUUAUUCAGACAUUGUGUAUAAAAAUGCAAUAAUAUAUAUUUUUAAUAAAAUA
Parasteatoda tepidariorum (common house spider) is the source of this 1285-nucleotide messenger RNA. RefSeq names its product ribokinase. Gene Ontology annotation, cellular component: cytosol. NCBI's taxonomy places the organism in Eukaryota, Metazoa, Arthropoda, Arachnida, Araneae, Theridiidae. Gene Ontology annotation, biological process: D-ribose metabolic process. The record is from RefSeq and is a predicted model, not a curated record. Gene Ontology annotation, molecular function: ribokinase activity.